Molecule: messenger RNA, 609 nt
Organism: Cordyceps fumosorosea ARSEF 2679
Lineage: Eukaryota; Fungi; Ascomycota; Sordariomycetes; Hypocreales; Cordycipitaceae
Exons: 1
Coding region: 1-609 (202 amino acids)
Source: RefSeq, a predicted model, not a curated record
AUGCAGUUCAAGACUCUCCACGUCCUCGUGCUGGCCGUCGCCGCUCAAUCGGCCAGCGCAACCAUCCCCAAGCGCCAGAUUUUGCCUAUCGGCAAUCCCGUCGGCGAUGUCGUCGGUACAGCCACCUCGGCCCUCAGCUCUGCCACUUCUGCUGCCACUUCCGUUCUUCCCAAACCCCCCGCCUUCAAGCGGCGUCAAGUUCUACCUACCGGAAACCCCGUUGGCGAUCUCACCAGCGCCGCGACGUCGGCUCUCAGCUCGGCCACUUCCGCCGUCACGGCUCUUCCGAAGCCUCCUGCCUCCAAGCGCCAGGUCCUGCCGACCGGCAACCCUGUCGGUGACCUGACCAGUGCUGCAACAUCAGCUCUCAGCUCUGCCACCUCUGCUGCCACUUCCGUCCUUCCGAAGCCUCCUGCCACCAAGCGCCAAGUCCUGCCCACCGGCAGCCCCGUCGGCGACGCGGUCAAGACGGCGACGUCCGCCCUGACUUCCGCCGCCACCACGUCCGCUGCCACCAGCCAGAGGGCUCCCGCCGCCCCGAGCGCCCCCGGCCCGUCCAAGUUCAAGGUUGUUCAUCGGCGCCGCACGGCCGCCGCCGCGAACGUUUAA